Messenger RNA from Malus domestica (apple), 2111 nucleotides. Its product is annotated as inactive leucine-rich repeat receptor-like protein kinase CORYNE. Gene Ontology annotation, biological process: protein phosphorylation. Gene Ontology annotation, cellular component: plasma membrane. The record is from RefSeq and is a predicted model, not a curated record. Gene Ontology annotation, molecular function: protein kinase activity; ATP binding. NCBI's taxonomy places the organism in Eukaryota, Viridiplantae, Streptophyta, Magnoliopsida, Rosales, Rosaceae.
UGUCUUCCGCAGCAUGAGAGAGAAAAAGAGAAAAGAAAGGCAAACAGCUACAGAAAGUGUGUCUCUCUCUCCUCCAAAACCCAGAGAGGGAUUUUGUGCAGUUGGGUAGUUUCAGUUUGUGAAGAGAAGGGACUCGCUUUCUGUGUGAAAUAGCAAGUUUUGGGACUUGCUUUGUUUUUUUAUUUUCGGUCGCCAUUUUUUGCAAGCAUUUUCACUCAGUAGUUUCAGUAGUGGGUUUAAACUUAAAAGAGUACAAAAAAACAAAGAGUGUUUUGAUUUGAAGUGAAAAAAAUAUGCGAAUCGGUGACGAAACGAUUCGUUGCGUCUUUUCUCUGAAGAUUUUCCCAUAAAAAAAUUCGAAUUUUAUCUGAUAUUCUCCCUCUCUAUCCCUCUCCCCUCCUUCAUGACUCCUUGAACCUUUCUCCUUGAUGGGGUUUUCUCACUUUCCCGCAGAGCUCCAAGCGUUUCUAGGCGGCGUUGCAUUUUCUGCGCCUCCAUGUUGCACGGUGGCUGAAGCCCUGAGAAAAAUAGAACAAAAAUUUGAGCCUUUGAUGCCAAAGCAGCUGUUGCUCUGAGUAUUUUUGGUCGGAUUCUGAAGAAAGAUUGCAGCUUUGAUGUUGGCUUUGCUAAUUUUCAUCUGGGUUUUACUGGUUUUCAGUUGAUUUUUGCCUUGGAUUUUUUUUGGAUUUCUACUGGAAUGGAUAGAAGAAGAAGAAGAAGAAGCACCUCGGAAAUGAACAAUCCAAUCGCAAGGCUUCUCCUUUUGCUAUUGAUUUUCUGCUGCCGGCAAGGGGCUGUGCAGUCCCAAGAAACCGAACCUCCGUCACCGGCGAAGCAUCCCCACUCGAAGAACGAGCUCCAAAGAAUCAUUCUGAGCAUCGUGUUGGGAGUCCUGACCGGACUAAUUUGUGCCCUCCUCACUGCACUCUUAGUCCGGUGCUUUGUCCGCUACAUCAGCAGAACCCCAAUUCUCAAAGGCCCCGUCAUAUUCUCCCCGAAAAUCGACCCCAAAACGCUCCAAUUAGCACUAGCUAGUGAAAACCGGUUGCUGGGUUCUAGCCCCAAUGGGAAGUACUGCAGGACUGUUCUGGACACCGGGCUGAUUAUUGCAGUCAAGCAGCUCGGACCCUUUUCAGAGUGUGGCUCGCCGGAGGCUCAGAGCAAGGCAGCGAAGCGGCGGAUACAGCAGGAGCUUGAAGUGCUUGCUGGCCUGAGACACAGGCAUUUGAUGAGCCUGCGGGCUUAUGUUCGCGAACACGAUAGGUUCUCUUUGGUUUAUGAUUUUGUGCCUAAUGGGAGCUUGGAGGAUGCUAUGAAUAGAGUUAGAGAAACCCAGUUGCAGCUCAGUUGGGAAGUUCGGCUUCGGAUUGCUGUCGGGGUGAUUAAGGGGCUUCAGUAUCUGCAUUCGUAUGUUCCUCAGAUUAUGCAUUACAAUUUAAAGCCUACAAAUGUUAUGUUGGAUUCGGAGUUUGAGCCGAGGUUGGGAGAUUACGGGUUGGCCAAGCUUGCGCCUUAUUUGACUGGAGCAACAUCUGGCUACAGUGCUCCAGAGUGUUUCCAGAAUGGCAGGUACACCGAUAAGAGCGACAUUUUCAGCUUUGGGAUGAUAUUGGGCGUUUUGUUAACCGGAAGAGAUCCAACCGAUCCCUUCUUUGGGGAAGCAGCUAGUGGUGGAAGUUUAGGGCGCUGGUUGCGGCACUUGCAGCAAGCAGGCGAGGCACGGGAAGCAUUAGAUAAGAGUAUAAUAGGGGAAGAAGGGGAGGAAGAUGAUGAGAUGUUGAUGGCAGUGCGAAUCGCAGUGGUAUGCCUAUCCGAUCUGCCCGCAGAGAGACCCUCAAGCGAUGAACUUGUUCACAUGCUAACCCAACUGAACAGUUUUUGAAUCAGAUGUAAGUAUGUUUUUGAAGCUCCUAUUUCUGUAGAUUUUGGGGAACUUAGACUUCAGAAGUAUUUGCUUCUGCAAUCUGCACAUUUCUCUUAGAAUUGUAUACUUUCACUGUUUAAAUCUGUGGAUAUUCACUGUGGCGAAGAAGCUGGAAGUCAAGGAAGUUUCGAACUUUUGGAGUAAAAGUGAGGAGAUUAACAAUGUGGGGGCACACAUCAAUUAUUUU